Micropterus salmoides (largemouth bass) is the source of this 4735-nucleotide messenger RNA. RefSeq lists its product as uncharacterized. Gene Ontology annotation, cellular component: endoplasmic reticulum membrane. The record is from RefSeq and is a predicted model, not a curated record. The coding region runs from base 233 to 1348 and encodes 371 amino acids. The transcript has 11 exons. Lineage: Eukaryota; Metazoa; Chordata; Actinopteri; Centrarchiformes; Centrarchidae. Gene Ontology annotation, biological process: SRP-dependent cotranslational protein targeting to membrane, translocation; protein insertion into ER membrane.
UGGGUGUUUUGGUGUAGUGUUUGGGAAACGGUGCAUCUUCAUGACUGUUUUUAAACACACGAGCAGCGGCUUCACUGUGCUUAAGUUACGGACUGCGGUGGAGCGAUCAGCCCAGACUAGAGCAAAUACCCAUCAGUUGAGACGUUCAGCGGGGGAAAGCUAGCUCCAGCCCAGCUAGACUCCGUAACGGCAGCUAAGGAACCAGAGAGGGGGAGAGCCGCGUCCGUGAGCCAUGGGUUUCCGCAAGAAGAACAAGAGCCCGCCGGUGCUGAGCCACGAGUUUGUGAUCCAGAAUCACGCAGACAUGGUUUCGUGUUUGGCCAUGAUAAUCCUCCUCGGCCUGAUGUUCGAGGUCACAGCAAAGUUUGCCAUCAUGUUCAUCACAGUCCAGUACAACGUAACACAAGUUCUUGAUGAAAAGAUUGAGUCAGUGAACCUGUACCAGUAUGGCCCUAAAGAUAUGGCCACUGUGUUUUUCUACCUGCUUAUUGCAGUCAUCCUUCAUGCCUUGAUACAAGAAUAUAUUCUUGACAAAAUGAACAGGAGGUUGCACCUGUCAAAAACCAAACACAGCAAGUUCAAUGAGUCCGGACAGCUCGCGGCUUUCUACCUGUUCUCCUUCAUAUGGGGCUGCAGCAUCCUGACAGCGGAGGACUUUGCAACAAAUCCUACUUUCUUAUGGGAGGGUUACCCACACACUCACAUGGUUUUUCAGGUCAAGUUCUUCUACAUUUGCCAAAUUGCCUAUUGGCUCCAUGCACUUCCUGAGCUGUACUUUCAAAAAGUACGGAAGGAGGACAUCCCCCGCCAGCUCUAUUACAUUUGCCUUUACGUUGUCCACAUCACUGGUGCCUAUGUCUUAAACCUCCACCGACUGGGCCUGGUGUUGCUGGUCCCACACUACCUGGUGGAGCUCCUGUUCCAUGCUUCACGCCUCUUCUACUUCAGUGAUGAGAACAAGCAGAAGGGUUUUACUCUGUGGGCGCUGCUUUUUGUCAUCGCCCGCCUCCUCACCCUCACACUCUCAGUUCUGACGUUUGGCUUUGGGCUGCCCCGUACAGAAAACCAGGGCUUUUCCCUAGCAGAAGGCAACUUCAAUGUUCUCACCAUAAGGAUGACUUGUCUGGCAGCUAUCUGCCUGACGCAGGCUUGGAUGAUGUGGAAAUUCAUUAACUUCCAGUUGAAAAAGUGGAGGGAACACAGCCAGAACCAGGCUUCAAAGAAGAAGACAGUCAGCCCAAAGAGCAAGCCUCACAAAAGAGAGCCUACAAGGGGAGGUGCUGCCAAUGGGGUUGUGAAGUCUGACGAUAAAACAUCACCACGGGCAAGAAAAGCCAAAGCUUCAUAGAGAUGAUGGAAGAAUUGGGGACGGGGGGAAACUGAGUGAGAGAGUUCUGACAAUGUGUCAUUAUGUCUUUACACAACUUAAAAUUUUGUCUACUGCUCUCCACAACAAAUGUUAAAGCGCACUAAGAAACCUUACAUAACUGUCCCUUUGGGGUUGAAACUCCAUUUUAAAAAACAGUUCAGUGUUACUGUCUGCGAGAAAUGUUUAUAAUUAAUUUGGGCUGUCUGCAGAUGGAACGUUGGCAGGACAUUGCUGGUUUUGAUGCUUUAACGGGAUAGAUUUAGCUCUUCAAAGUGUCCUUUUGUGUAAAACUACGAUCUCUCGCCAGGGACUUGUAAACUGAGUUGCUCUGAGUAAUUUGACAUGGAAUCAGUUAACAUCACAGUUGCUUUUAAAAAGCAAAUUUUGACUUCAGGGCAACUGAAUAUAUAGUGUUAGUGUACAGAUUAACUGUACAGGGUGUUAUUCUAAGUUUGGGCCUUAUUCAUUUAAACUCAUAAUGCUGGCCACUGGCUCAAGUCCCAAAAUAAAGCCUUUCUUAGCACUUUGAUAUUCUACUGUUGUCAGGAAAAUAUCCUAAAUGAAUAGCUCCAGAGGAAUAUUUGUGCUAUUUAGGUAUUUGGCAUAGCUGCAGCCAGAAAACUGAAGUUUGUGCUUAACUCCUUUAUCAUUUACUGCCAUUAUUUGACAGCCUCUGCCUUUGAAAUCCAACAUGUUACAGGAUUGAGGCACACUUUGUAUUUUUGUUUGUUUUUUUUAUCUCUAGCCUGGUAAUCAGCUUCACCCUGUUGCAGGGCACUCAUCCAGGUUAGGUGACUUACCAAGAGGAAGCUGUACUGUAACCUGUGAUGCUUUACUGUAUGCCUACAGUUAAAUCUUUAUAAUGGCAUGAUUGGAAACUUGAGCAAGAAAACUGUGUUUGAGGCUGCGAUUCAGUCUUUUAUAUGGCAAUGUCAAUGCAUGAUGGUUCAAGGCUAAAGGCUUUAUGGCUAGUUUCUACCUGUGCUGUUGAGUUUGCAUAUCUCUCUCUCUCUCACACACACACACACACACACACACACACACACACACACACACACACACACACACACACACACAAGCAUUCAGUGGCCUUUUUACAACUGCUGCAAGAGGUUUGAGUUAUUUAUUUUUGCCAUAUACUACAGAUAGUUAUGAUUUUAUAUGCUUUGACAAGCUAUAACCAGCAAACACAGCGGUACAUAGCAACUGCGUUUAGUUAAUCCAAACAAUACAAUCUUUCUUCAAGUGUCCUUAUAAUGUCAGUGGUUUGUAUCACUCGUUCUUGUUGUGUUGCGUUCUGUUUGCCUUCUCUGUUUGCUUUUUUUAAAUCUUGGGUAUCAGGGGACAAGCUGUUCACCACUUAACACUAUAAGUUACAUCCCAUGGUGCAAUGGGAGGUGUGUUUGUAAGUGGAUGUGUUUGUAUGUCUGCAUUUACUUGUGUGUGUUUUUGUGUGUAUGUACAGUAUUGUUUUGCCUACUGUGUAUGUGAAUUAACUGGGCGUGAAUGUUGAGGAUGAUGAUGGUGAUGACAACGAUGUUUAUUGCUUGUCUCGUGGAAAAAAAAAAAUAUUGCCUGCGUGCAGAGCAUGAAAUGUGACAAUCUGUUCAUUGACUCCUGCCCUGUUUGUUACAAUUCACAAUCAUAUUCUGUUUGUUAGUUUUGCUUUGGUUGGACCCGUAUCAACUCCCAACAUGCUUAUGUGUUGUGGAUAGGUGUGUGUUCCAUGAGUUAUUGGUUACUAAAUGCUUAUGUGUUCAAUGUCUCUGCCCCUCAGAUGCCCUUUCGUGUGUGAGAGAGAAUCUGUGAUUUCUGUUUGCCAAAUGUGGCAUGUUCUGUCCUUCCUGCUUCACCUUUUCAAUGAUCCUGACAUUGCUACGGAGCGCACGUAUUGUACUGUUGGCCAUGCUCUUUCCUCUCAAGGACCAAGUCCUGCUCUACUACUAAACCACUGUGCAUGUGAAGCUCUGUACAGAAAAGACUACUACUUGUCUGCAGACAGUUGGAGUUUGGAGUCUUUAGUCUAGAGCAGGGAGGAGAUGAAGAUGCCAUUCAUUUUUGCUCCCUUUAGCGCUCCUUAUUGGGACUUUGGUGGUCUUUAAAGCCCUAUGUCUGUGCAUGGCAGUGUCAUAGGAGGGAAGGAGGAGCAGAGGACGUAUGUACCAGCCUGUUAUUAAAGUAUCUCAGAUGUAAAAGAGAAAACAGACUUAACCCUACACUGUACUAAAAUAUGUGUCAGAUUUUUAAGCUAUUUUUAUAGAGGGGAAACUGUUGAAAUUCACUGUUGUUCAGUACACACGUGUGAAUAUUUGUUUUGCAUCCAUAUUGAUAUGAAUUGUUUUUAUAUAAGAAUGAAGCUUGUUGAACUGUUAGCGUGGGUAUACAUUGUGGUAUGAGUGUAAAAAUGUACUUAGCCUAAUGGUUUAUUUAACUUCAUGGCCUUAUUAGAGCAAAGUGAACUCAAUUGUAUAACAGUGCUCAGUUAACACUAUGCUGCAGGUGUACACUGCAGCUUUCACAACUAAAUGUUUUAUGAUAGUGAAAUACACCGUCAUACUGACACUAGUCAUUAUCACAUCAUAUAUAUAUAUAUAUAUAUAUAUAUAUAUAUAUAUAUAUAUAUAUAUAUAUAUAUAUAUGAUCAGAGGAGUAAAUGGUUGGUAUAGUGUUUUAUUUGUUCCAGUCCUGCAGGUGUUUUUUCAGUACUCGUGAUUACAGGCCCAGAUGUAGAACGAACAAACUACAAACCAUCUGGAGGCUUUUUCUUGCUCAUCAGAUGUCAUACUGUACAACAAUUAGCGGACCUUUAGUGUCUGAAACAUGAGCCCCUCUGCAGUUUGCGGCCCCCUCGCUUUGAGACACAAUAGCCUGUAUAAUACCACAGGAAUGCACUUUUUUUGCAUAAUAUGCAUUAUGUCAGAGCACCAUAACACUGCUCACGUGGGCUGUUUCUGCAUUGAUUCUCAAUGAUUUACAAAUUGGAAUUAAACCUGUGUGCAUUUUGUAAUUGUUGAAAACUUAAAAAAAAAAAAAAUAGACUGCAAUGAUUUAACUGUAUGAGCAUCCUCUAGGUGGCAACAAUCGUUAAUAUUUGAUCAUGAGAUCAGUUUUGUUUUUUAAACCUGCACAGCAGAGACAUUUUUAUUUACAUUUACAUUAUUGUAUUCUAUUAAUUAAUUCUGCAUUGUCCUUGAUUUGUGUUUAUUUUCUUGCUUGUUUAAUAGAUGUUGCGGAAUAUUUCCUUUUCAAAUAUGUUGUCUCUGAACUGCUCUGACGUAUAUAUUUAUGCAAAUUUUUGUGAGUUCUGAUCAUUUCUUUGUCACUAUUUUUUUAUUUCAUGUUUGAAUAAAGCUUUUAUUCAUUACA